GCUCCAGACCUGCGGAAGAGCACGGAGACGCUUGAGCCUGCCUCACGCUCCAUUCAACUCAGCUCCACCAUCUGAGCACGAUGCUGUCACGGACAGUAGUUGUUCCCCUGAUCUUUGCUUUAGUGGGUGUCGUCCUUUCUGCACCGCUAAGUGAUGGGACAGACAUUGAUGAGAAUGCCCAGGUCUUGAUAACAUUAAUGAAUGGAACUACAGAUGGAAAAGAUUCCUCAGAGAAAACAGAAGGUACAAGUGACUCAUCAGCUGAUACUACAGAAAAGCCAGAUACUGACAUGUCAUCAGAUACUAACACUGAUGCAAGCAAAGAUGAAACUACCAGUGCUCCAGAUUCCAUAGAUUCUGCUGAAGGGGCUACAGAAAAGAAGGAUUCUGCCAACACACCUGAAGUGGAUAUGAAAGAUCGCUCAGAUGGCACUGAUGAACAAUUAUCAGCUGAAGCUCCACAAGUUUCCACAGAUGACAAAAAGGAAGAAUCAGACACAGACAAUGAUUCUGCUGAUACUGACACAGCAUUUAAAGCUUCACAUGAAAUGGAUUCCCCAGAAUCUACCAAGGACAACACUGAUACUAGCUCUAACACAAAUGAGAACAGCAAAGAGCAAGACCUGGACAAAAAAUCUGAGCCUGAAGACAAAGAUGCAGUGGGCAAACCUGGGCAGGACACAGAUGGAGACAGCAAAGAGACUACAGACAAGGGAGACACUGACAAGCCAGAGACGCCAAACACAGAAGAGAAAGAUAUUGAUAGCUCAUUGGAAAAACAGGCUGAGGCCAGUGAACAUGACAAAGAAGUAUCAGAGAAAGAUAGUGACAGAGACAUGGCAGACUCCACAGAUGUGACUGUGACCAAAGACAGCACAGAAAACCCAGACAAGGUGAGUGAUAAAGAUACCACCACGGACAGUGACAAAGAUAGUGAUGGAGAUAGCGACAAAGACAGUGAUGGAGAUAGCGACAAAGGUACUGAUGGAGACAGAGAUAAAGACAACAUUAAUCGUGAAAGAGAUGAUGAUUCUGACAGCAUGGAGUCAAAGAAUGAAGAAGAUGCUGCAGACAGAGACAAGGAUGCCACCGAUGAUGUCAGAGAUGACAACAGCAAUGACAGCAAUAUGGGAAAGGCACAGGGAAUCGCACCUGGAGAGGAGGACAAGGACACUGAACAGGAGAAGACAAGUAAAUCAGAAAAGACCGAUGGGAAUACAGCUUCCAGAGGCUGCCAGGACAUCCAGAAAUCUCAGACAGGCUCUGUCAAGUUGGACUCUUCAAGCUCUUCAAGCAAAGAAGACAAAGAGAGCAGCAUUGAGUCUCAAGAUAAAAAUGGGUCAGACAGUGCCGAUCAAGGGUAUUGGGACAGCUCCGAGACAGAGGGAGGAGUCUCAGAUUACAAAAGUCCAGAGUGUCUUGAGCCUCUGGAAACAGUUGAAGUCACUGAGAGUGAUUCCAGGGUUGACAUUGACCAUGAUGACUCAAUGGAGGCAACAGAGGCAACAUCACCUGAAGAGCACACUGAGGAAGACACAGACGUAGACACUACUGAUGAAGAUGACACAGAUGUAGAUGAAGAUGACACCAUGAAGAAAGUUCCUGAAACUGUUCCCGAUAAUUCACCUGACCAGCCCGAUCGUUUAGAUGACACAACACAAGGGUCUGUUGUAGGAAGCAAUCCACCCCUAAGUUCCUAGCAUCCAGGAUGCUCCUUAAGAAAACAGUUUAACAGGGUCAUCAAAAUGAGUGACAGAAGAAAAGAAGAUAUGAAAGGAAGUGACCACUGAAGUGGUCACAAUAACAAGCCACCUUUUGAUUCUCAUUAACAUGUGACAUUUUUCAGACCUUUCUAUCUCUCCCCCAAAUGGUGAAGGGUCCUAUCUUGAGGGUUCUGGGAUGCAAAUUAAAUUAUUCAGCUGUUUGGUGUACAUUCUAUUUUUAUAACUGCCUUCAUUCUACAGCUCAACAAAUUCAUGUUUUCCUGUAUUUGGUAUGCUAAUUCCUAUUUGUUUUCAUUUGUGGUGAAAAUAGUUGCUAAAGUUCCAGAGGUGAAAUGUAUUUCUCUUUGUUCCAAUUUUGAAACCCAUUAAGUGGUAACUAUUAAAAUGUUUCUUUUGGGGGUCCUAAAGGUCAAGGUCAGUGAUGAGAGAAUGAUGCUGAUGCACCAUAUGGGGUCUUCUCUGCUAUCAUUUGCUUUGCCAGAGUAAUGGUCCUUGUGAUGAGACAUAUUUUGUCUAUUCAACUACUGCAGCUUCUUCGCUGACAAUAUUUUUCUGACUCUCAACUAAAUGUCUGUUAUUCCAAAUCUCAAAUGCUAUUGACAUACUAUAGAUGUUUUCUACGAUAAAAUAAACAUGUACAGACAGUUUACGAAACAUCUUUUAAGUUCCUGUCUCUGAAGAUAUAUUAACUAAUAUUAUAGUGAUGUUAUGCCACCGAUUGUUUUUAAAUAAUUACUGAAAUAACAGAUGUAUAAAAUUAAUACCACUUAAAUAUGUACACAGGGAGCAAUUCUAAUAAAGACUGUCAGACAAAAAAA
This is a messenger RNA of Electrophorus electricus (electric eel), 2542 nucleotides long. It is a transcript of the gene stm, whose product is annotated as starmaker. Lineage: Eukaryota; Metazoa; Chordata; Actinopteri; Gymnotiformes; Gymnotidae. The record is from RefSeq and is a predicted model, not a curated record.